Messenger RNA from Amaranthus tricolor (Joseph's coat), 2081 nucleotides. RefSeq lists its product as uncharacterized. Gene Ontology annotation, biological process: mRNA splicing, via spliceosome. The record is from RefSeq and is a predicted model, not a curated record. NCBI's taxonomy places the organism in Eukaryota, Viridiplantae, Streptophyta, Magnoliopsida, Caryophyllales, Amaranthaceae. Gene Ontology annotation, cellular component: U2-type spliceosomal complex. Bases 146 to 1663 code for a protein of 505 amino acids. The transcript has 4 exons.
GAAUCCAUCUAAGUCCGGAGUCUCCACUUCGUUCACCCCCUCGCUAACCCCUAGUCCGUCCUUUCCUUGUUUCUCCCGACUCUUAAAAAACAAGAGUAGGAAGAGAAAGAUCGAGUUUCAAAAAUCAAGAAAUUGAGCAGCAACAAUGGGGUUAAAGUUUCUGAACAAGAAAGGAUGGCAUACUGGAAGUCUGCGUAACAUUGAGAACGUUUGGAAAGCUGAGCAGAAACAUGAAGCUGAACAAAGAAAGUUAGAGGAGCUUCGCAAACAGAUUCAUGAAGAACGUGAGCGCGAUGAAUUCCGCCUUCUGCAAGAACAAGCUGGAAUCGCACCGAGGCAGGAAAGAUUGGAAUUUUUGUAUGAUUCUGGAUUAGCAGUUGGAAAAACUAGUUCUGAAGGUUUUAAAGCACUUGAAACUUUUCCUACUGCGGAAAAUUCGGCAUCAGCAUCGGCUUCUGUGUUGGCUUCAGCAUCAGCAUCCGCAUCUGAACCCUCAUCAUCGAAGCAAUCCGAUGCCCCUGGAGCUUUAUUUGAAGAUAAACCACAAUCUGCAAACGAUGCUUGGAGGAAGCUUCAUACAGAUCCACUUCUAAUGAUCCGUCAAAGGGAGCAAGAAGCCUUGGCUCGUAUAAAGAACAAUCCUGUAAAGAUGGCUAUGAUUCGUAAAUUAGCAAAAUCAGAGAAGAAUAAGGAUGAAUCUCAUGAUGGGGAGCGUCGAAAGGUAAAAUCUAAAGAUAAAAAGAGAUCUUCCAAACAUUACUCUGACUCAGAAAGUGAUGGCCAUGACAAUAGAAAAAGAAAAAGAAAAGUAAAGCAUAAAAACAGAGAGAGCAAUUCUGAUGAUAGUGAUAGCAGUGAAGAGAGAGAAAGGAAAAGGAAGACAAAGUACAAAAAGAAGGAACAUCUAGAUUCUGUCGAGGAUUCCAAAGACAGAACUAGACAUCACAGACAUCCUCACAGGGAGUUUGAUUGUGAGAAGCAGCAGCACGAUGGCUCCGUAAGACAAAAAUCAGACAAAAACGAUGUUGAGCGAACUCAGAGGGGAUAUGAGAAAUCCAAGCACGAGGACUAUGGUAGCCCUGUAAAACAAAACUCAGACAGAAGAAAAGAUGGUGAGCGAUCCCAGAGAAGUUAUGAGAAAUCCAAGCACAAAGAGUACGACAGUCCUGUAAGACAAAAAUCAGAUAGAAGAAUGGAUGAUGAGCAAUGCCAGAGAGGAUAUGAGCAAUCCAAGCGUGAGGAGUAUCAUCGCUCCAACCAUCGUAAUGGAAAAUCUGACAAGGAAAUCGAUAAUGGCAGGUCUCAUCAAUCCAGUGACACAAAGUUUAGUGCUCUGCCGCCUAGGAGUGAUUUGCACAAGCAUCGAGGUAGGGCUCCUCAACUUUCUGAAGAAGAAAGGGCUGCUAGAUUGAGAGAGAUGCUAAUGGAUGCUGAGGUACAUGAAGAGCAACGAUGGAAACGGUUGAAGAAAGCUGAUGAGGAUGAUGCACGAGAAGCUAGCCAAGCAGGUAAUUCUCGGGGCAAGUCAUUUCUGUAUUCUGUGCAGAAGAGUGUGUAUGGUACCGAGAAAGGAGGAAGCUCAACAAUCGAGGAAAGCGUUCGUCGCCGUACCCAUUUUCUUCAGGGAAGGACAGCUGACGACGGCAAUGCUUUCCGGAGGUGAAGGACAUUGUAACCACCGGAGUACCGGUUUUCUUCACUGAGGCCAACUCCAUCCAAUUACAGAAGCCAGUCCUUCAACUUAGAAGUUUUAAUUGACGGCUUGACAGAGAUGGUCGGCUGUUGUAUUUGGCGACUGUGACAAGUUCGUUUCCGUUCAGCUAUCUGUUCAAUAUAAUUCUCUUAUCAUGGUAUUUGUUUAUCUAUUUAUGUUGUCUUUUUAAAGCAUAUUGAUAACAGGGAUGGUACUUCUAAUGACCUUUUGUUUUACAAGAUAUGAAUGCUUAUUUUCCCACCUGGUAUAAACUUUUAUGAAGGUGAAAUGACAGAUUAUAGUACUCCAAUUACAAUGUAAAAUUAACAUCUAGUUUCUACACUCUUGUAAUAGUUGAUUAUUUGGCUGCUCUUUAAGCUUGAAUACU